GAGGAGGAGGAGGAGGAGGCGGAGGAGGAGGAGGAGGAGGUGGCGGCGAGAAGAUGGCGACUUCGAACAAUCCGCGGAAAUUCAGUGAGAAGAUCGCGCUGCACAACCAGAAGCAGGCAGAGGAGACGGCGGCCUUCGAGGAGGUCAUGAAGGACCUGAGCCUGACGCGGGCCGCGCGGCUCCAGCUCCAAAAGUCCCAGUACCUGCAGCUGGGCCCAAGCCGUGGCCAGUACUACGGCGGGUCCCUGCCCAACGUGAACCAGAUUGGGAGCGGCACUGUGGACUUACCAUUCCAGCCCAGCGGAUUUCUGGGGGAUGCCUUGGCAGCGGCUCCUGUCUUUCUGACACCCUUCCAGUCCUCAGGCCUGGACACCAGCCGGACUACCCGGCACCAUGGGCUGGUGGACAGAGUAUACCGGGAGCGCGGCCGGCUCGGCUCCCCACACCGCCGGCCUCUGUCAGUGGACAAACAUGGACGGCAGGCGGACAGCUGCCCCUAUGGUACUGUGUAUCUCUCGCCACCCUCGGACACCAGCUGGAGAAGGACCAAUUCUGACUCUGCCCUGCAUCAGAGCACAAUGACACCCAUCCAGCCAGAGCCCUUUGCCGGUGGGUCCCAGGACGCACACCAGAAAAGAGUCUUACUACUAACAGUCCCAGGAAUGGAGGAGACCACAUCAGAGACGGACAAGAACCUUUCCAAGCAAGUAUGGGACACCAAGAAGACAGGGUCCAGGCCCAAGUCCUGUGAGGUCCCUGGAAUCAACAUCUUUCCAUCUGCUGACCAGGAAAACACUACAGCCCUGAUUCCUACCACCCACAACACCGGGGGUUCCCUGCCUGACCUGACCAACAUCCACUUCCCCUCCCCACUUCCAACCCCGCUGGACCCUGAGGAGCCCACCUUCCCAGCGCUCAGCAGUUCCAGCAGCACCGGCAACCUCACUGCCAACCUGACACAUCUGGGCAUCGGCAGCACUGGCCAGGGGAUGAACACUCCAGGCUCUUCACCGCAGCACCGUCCGGCCAACGUCAGCCCACUGUCCCUGAGUUCGGAGACACGGCGGCAGCAGCAGGCACAGCAGGUGUCACCCACCCUCUCCCCGCUGUCACCCAUCACUCAGGCCAUGGCAAUGGAUGCCCUAUCUCUGGAGCAACAGCUGCCCUACGCCUUCUUCACUCAGGCAGGCUCCCAGCAAUCAACUCCACCGCAGCCCCAGCCCCCGCCACCCCCGCCGCCAGUAUCCCAGCAGCAGCCUUCCCCACCACCUCCACAGGUGCCCAUCAGCCUUCCCCCAGGCAGUCCCCUGAUGCCGAGCACGAGUCUGACGCAGGGACCCCAGCUGCCCCCGCUCCUGGUCACAGUGCCAUCCUCUCUCCCCCAGUCCCCCCCCGACAACCCAGGCCAGCCACCGAUGGGAAUCGACAUCGCCUCGGCCCCGGCUCUGCAGCAGUACCGCACUAGUGCCGGCUCCCCGGCCAACCAGUCUCCCACCUCACCUGUCUCCAAUCAAGGCUUCUCCCCUGGGAGCUCCCCACAACACUCUUCCACCCUGGGCAGCGUGUUUGGGGACUCGUACUGUGAGCAGCAGAUGGCGGCCAGGCAGGCCAAUGCUCUGUCCCACCAGCUGGAGCAGUUCAACAUGUUGGAGACCGCCAUCAGCUCCAGCAGUCUGUACAGCCCGGGUUCUACACUCAACUAUUCGCAGGCGGCCAUGAUGGGCCUGACAGGCAGCCACGGGAGCCUGCAAGACCCACAGCAGCUUGGUUAUCCCAGCCACAGCAGUAUCCCCAACAUCAUUCUCACAGUGACAGGAGAGUCCCCUCCCAGCCUCUCUAAAGAACUGACCAGCACGCUGGUUGGGGUUGGUGAUGUCAACUUCGACACUGACAGCCAGUUCCCUCUGGAUGAACUCAAGAUUGACCCCCUGACCCUGGAUGGACUGCACAUGCUCAAUGACCCUGACAUGGUCCUGGCUGACCCAGCCACCGAGGACACCUUCCGGAUGGACCGUCUGUGAGUGCACACCCAGCACUCUGCUGCCCAGCCGCGGCUCCGUCACCCCGCCGGUCAGUGGUCCCAACGGAGUCUCCCUGAGCCCAGGGACUGCACACUCUGUCCCUGCAAACGGCCGAGCUUGUGAUUCUGAGCUUGCAAUACCGCCAAGCACCCCCUCCUGCCCUCCCUCGGCUGUCCACCUUUCUUGGGAGGCUGUGAGUUGCCCUCUAGGACUACCCCUUGUGCACACUCUUUCACCUCCCACCCCAGGCCAUGAGCCAUCAGUCCCUGUAAGAUGCAGAAAGCAUGUUGGGCAGGGCCACAGGCCUGGGGGUACCGGGGUCUGCUCCUCACUGUGGUGGGCAAUGUGCAUUUCCGACUGUUGUCCAGCUCUCACUGCCUUCCUUCAUCCCUGGUUCCUACCCUCCACCCCUGCACCUGCCACCCCCAGGUUGUGGUUAGGUAGAGAGCCAUCCCCACCGACAAGAGAGAGAGAACGCCAGAGAGUGGGAUAGACCCAGUGCAAAAUAAACACUAUUUUGACUGCUGUCUUUUAUAUUCCUGAGCAAACAGAAUGCUAGAACGCUUCUCAUGGGGGUGGAUGUAAACAGAGCAGCUAGAUCUUCCCAGCCUCCUCCCACCUCACCUGCCCCCACACCAGAUCCUUCUGGGGCUGCCUCUGUUAGGAAGCCGCUGGCCGGGAUGAAUGUGGGAGUCAGUUAUUUCUAGGGGUGGCUUUAGAACUUGUUUUCAUCUUUCCUGCUCUGUACUAUGGUCACUGUUACUGUUAUUUACAGACUAGUGGGAAGGGCGUGGCCAGGGCAUUUUUGUUGUAUUUUCUGUUGUUUCUUUCGGUAUGUAUUUGCAUUUUGGCUGUAGAUGAGUAGUUGACUCCUUCAAGCCAAUACUUGCCUGAGAGCAUCUUUUUAUUCCUGAAAUACUACAUUUGCAUAUGUUUUAAAGCUAACUGGAAGCAGUCUGCCAUCUGAGCUGUGACCCUAGCCUCAUUAGUUUCACCUCAAGUUAUCUCAAAACAGAAGGGUUGAGUGGCUGCCCAGCCCAGUGAGGGCAGGUUGUGCUAGGCGAGGACUCUGACAGAAGCUUGGGUAACUGGAGGUGCCUUUUCUCUGGCUACGUAACAGACUUCUGGAAAGGAGCCAAUGCUUUUAUUAAGGGCCUGGAGAAGACCCGGCUCUGCCUCGCCCUAAAGGUGCCCGCCAGUCCUCAGGGCUGGUGUGUCCCAGACCCUGAGGCUGGCAGCAGCUGUGGCCCCUCUGUUCCUAGACACCCCAAAUGAGGUUGUCUCUCAUCCCCACCCUGAGAACCAGCUGACACUCAUCCCCCUGGCCACUUCUGUUGUUGCUCCUCCUGGUAGGACUGGGUUUGGAGGCAAAGAGCAGCAUGCUUUUAGUGGUGGGUUUCUAGGUGCUUGCUUCUCAAAGUGCCUUGAUAGGCAGUGGUGACCAUCCCUCUGCCCUCAGGCCCUUCGAGGGGGUGACAGGCUGGCUCUCUUUUCUGUUGGCAGCUUUACUAGGAAUCUCUGUUUCAGUCCCCAAGUUGCAUCUCAACUUACUCCUCCACAUGCUGUUGAGCUGACACUUCUGCCUGGUGUGUUUCUUUGUGGUGUCAGAGGUCACCCUUCUGCCUCGGCCUCGGGAGCCCUCUCACUGGGAGCUGGAUUUGAUCCUAGCAAUUGUCCUUCCUUUUCGCUCCUUGGCCAGGCUGUUAGCACGUAUCCAAGCAGCUGGGCAGCCACACUUGUGAGAAGGUCUCCCUCCCCAGUCACUUGGCCCCGCCACCAUUGUCUGGGCUUGAGGAGCACAGUGUCAGUCUGUCCGGGUCCAGGGCCUAUCCUUUUUCUGUGGCAGGGACUGGGGACAUAGAUGGGGACUUUUUAAAUAAAUAAAAAAAAGAACA
Pipistrellus kuhlii (Kuhl's pipistrelle) is the source of this 3916-nucleotide messenger RNA. RefSeq names its product CREB regulated transcription coactivator 1 (gene CRTC1). Gene Ontology annotation, molecular function: cAMP response element binding protein binding. The coding region runs from base 54 to 2021 and encodes 655 amino acids. The record is from RefSeq and is a predicted model, not a curated record. Gene Ontology annotation, cellular component: cytoplasm; nucleus. Gene Ontology annotation, biological process: protein homotetramerization; positive regulation of transcription by RNA polymerase II. Lineage: Eukaryota; Metazoa; Chordata; Mammalia; Chiroptera; Vespertilionidae. The transcript is spliced from 15 exons.